AUGAACCAUAACAUUAAAGAUGAGUUGAAGGAAAAACUGACAGAUAGACAAUUCAAGUUAUUUUCCAAAACUGGUUUUGGAAAAUAUAUGGAGAUGCAAGUUGACACCGAGGUGCAGGGUCAGUUGUUUAGGUGUUUUAUGGUUAGGGAGUUGAAGCGUAGUAAUAGCGAUGCGUUUGUUAUCGAUAUUAACGGGACGGAAUUGACAUUCGGUCUUUUUGAAUUUGCUUUAAUUACUGGUUUGAAGUGUUACGGGGAUGAAGUUGUUUUUGACGAGGGUUCUAACAGAUUGUUGGAUCAAUAUUUCGGUGGUUCUGGUAAUAGUGUUUUAAAGAUGACUUUAAAUAAGUGCUUUGAAGACAAGGAUUGGGGUGUUGGUGAUAACGCAGAUGAAGAUGCUGUAAAGAUUGCUAUCCUGUAUUUCAUUCAUAAUUACAUACUUUCAAGUGAAAAGAGCAACGUCACAGUCCCAAGACAUCAUUUUGACUUGGUGGAGAGUGAACAGUACAAUGAACAUACUUGGGGUAAGGAAGCAUUUGAUGAUUUGAUUAAGAGUAUUCACCACAAGAUGGACAAGCCGAAGCAGUUUUAUUGUCUACGGGGUUUCCCUUUUGCUAUGCAAGUGUGGAUAUAUGAGUGUUGCUCUAAUGUUGACCCUAAUUUAAUGGUUAAAACCGAAAGCCGAAUCCCAAAAAUGUUUAAUUGGAGAACAGUGAACCCAAAGCCAUCUGUUAACUACUUGAUGUUGGGCAUGUUUAAGGACGGUGAGGACAUUAGUUGUAAAUUCAACAACAUUGUUCCGACCAUAUCAGAGGUUGAGAAGCUUGGUCUGCGUGCAUAUCUGGUCAACAGACGUGCACCACCACCCCAAACACACCAAGAGGAGGAAAAUGAAUAUGCUGAUUUUACCACAACACCUCCCCAUGUUGCCGCUGCCAAGAAAACUCAAAAGAACGAUGCUUCAAAAUCUCCACCGCACAAGAAGCCCAGGAAGAUGUCGACGGCAGCAUUGCUUGUUCAGAAGUCACCAACCACUAUCCCAAAAAAACCUACAGUUGGACAAUCAUCUAAAAAAUCUACUUCGGUGGUAGAUAAGCCAGUUCAAUCAAAGGAAAAAGAAAAAGAUGCUCCAAGUGUCCACCGCGUUCCUGUUGACGACGUAUCCACCAGCAAAUCAGUUGACCUCACAAGUUUGAGGCAGGAACUUAAUCAAUUUAAGCAGGCAGCGGUUGCUGAAUUCAUGGUUUUUUUUACUGAGCUCAAGGAUCUUCGCAAAACUAUUGAUAAAAAAUUCAAAAAGGUUUUGGAACAUGUCAAAGGGAAACAAAACUCAGAAAAGGAUGAUGACAGUGAAACUCAUGUUCCUUUACAUGAUGGCAACAUAAAUCAACCAGCUGAUGAUUACAUGGACCAUGAUGACGAUAUUCACAUGGAGACUGAUACGGGUGAUGUGCAUCCAACAGAGAAGAAGGGUCUUGCACCGGAUAUUCAAGUCGGUAUUGGCAAUGAUAGCGGCGAUACGCUGAAAGCUUCAACCGAAGAGAUUGCGGAAGGAGGUGAUCAUUCAGGAGAACCGAAGACUUCGGUUGAACGUCCGGUGGAUCCAACAGAGGAAAAGGGUAUUGCACCGGAUAUUCAAGCUGAUAUUGGCAAUGAGAGCGGCGAUACGAUGGAAGCUUCAACCGAAGAGAUUGCAGAAGGAGGUGAUCUUUCAGGAGAACCGAAGACUCGGUUGAACAUGAUCGCACAGGUGCUAGCAAAUAUAGCAGAAUCAGAAAUGACUAACGAACAAGUUCACACAGAAAAAACCGAGGAAAACACCAGCUCAACUGUCUUAGAGGAACCCCAGGCAGCAGUUUGUAACGCUCAGUCGUUGUCUCAGUGGUUGUUGCCUGAUGAGUAUUUACCAAGCCAAACCCCAGGGAAAGAAAUCAUGUUACAUCCAUCAGUCACACGAGCUACAUGCCCCAGUAGUAUUUCGGGCAAGAAUCAUGUACAUGGGUUUGAUAAAAAAUAUUCAUUCCAGAUAGAUCCCAUUACUGGUCCACUUGAUGUACAGAUGGUGGAUGAAUACCGUACUUGGCUCCGAAACGGUCUGCUUGUGAGGCACGAUAGCAAAGAUGGAUGUAUUUCAGGACAUUCGGUCUGCUGUGUUUUUGUAAAAUACAGAGAGCACAUUGACGUCAUUUUCUAUUACUUUCGGAAGAAAGGAAAGUACGAUAAAAGGAACAAUUUCAGCUUCACCACUGUUGACUGCCUAUUCAAGCAGAGAAUUGAUGUGGUCCACCACGCAUAUCGCAAUGUUGAAACACAGACAACUGUGGCAAACGAAGAGCAAGUAUUGAUUGAGUAUGUUAAGGGCCACAGGCUUAUUGCCAAUGUCCCGUGGCAUACCGUUGACAACGUGUUAAUACCGGUGAAUAUACGAGAAGAAAAUCAUUGGUUAUUGGUACUCCUUUCAUUCAAGGACAGGCGUCUGUAUGUUUACAACUCGUAUCAAUCAGCCGGCCACAACGCAGUUGUUAGGAAUGAAAUAAAAAAGCUUGCUACACUGCUGCCACAUUUCCUACAUCUGGCUGGAUUCUAUGUAAAUCAAAAAAGCAUAGAUUUGGUGAAAGACCCAGCAUAUGCGGAUAGGGGACAGAUCGAUAUCCUUGCAGUUGUCUAUGUUGAUAAUCUUCCGCAUCAAACUGCUGGUAGAACGGACUGUGGUGUUUUUGUGGCAGCGUAUGCUGAGUAUUUGACAUCGGGUGAAAGGAUUGCAGAUGUCAUUGAUGCACACAUACAGCGUAUGAGAUACGGUGCACUCUUAUGGGACUACGCUGAAGGCAAGGUUGCUGACAAUGCAGAGAGUGAUAAUGAAGUUCCACCAAGACCGAUUAGGCCAGCAAUCGAUUACGACACUGUAGAUGCAAUUGAUGUUUGA
Molecule: messenger RNA, 2925 nt
Organism: Lycium barbarum (goji berry)
Lineage: Eukaryota; Viridiplantae; Streptophyta; Magnoliopsida; Solanales; Solanaceae
Exons: 12
Coding region: 1-2925 (974 amino acids)
Biological process (GO): proteolysis
Molecular function (GO): cysteine-type peptidase activity
Source: RefSeq, a predicted model, not a curated record